Guillardia theta CCMP2712 is the source of this 375-nucleotide messenger RNA. RefSeq lists its product as hypothetical. NCBI's taxonomy places the organism in Eukaryota, Cryptophyceae, Pyrenomonadales, Geminigeraceae. Bases 1 to 375 code for a protein of 124 amino acids. The record is from RefSeq and is a predicted model, not a curated record. The transcript has a single exon.
AUGUACUCGAGGAGAAGCUCCACACAGACAAGAGCAGACAGGGAGAAGCCAACAAUUGCAUCUUUCAUCCUGAUCGUCCAUGUGACAUUUUCCAGCAAGAAAGUGAAGGAGGACUUCAAGGUAUUGUACGCCGAGGAGGCUGAGUUCUGCAGGAAGAGCGAGGCAAACACUCUGAGUUAUGAGCUUGCAUUAUCAGAUCGGGACGAACUUGCGGGUGUUAUCAUUGAGCGCUUCAGAAGCAAGGACGACUACCUCUCUCACAAAGAGUCCUCCGUUUUCAAGAGGUAUCGAGAGAAGUUGAAGAAGUUGGAGGAGAGCGGCGACGUGAAGCUGAAUGGUCAGAGUUACUAUCAAUCCAACUUGGGAUAUUUUUGA